CCGGAUGAGGUUUGUCCUGCGCGGCUCGCUGUAGUUGCCGGGUGCUGGAGGUCAGGAGCUCGUAUGUAACAUCCACUGCGAAAUCCCGAGAAAGCGCCAAAAGCAGCGAGUUUAACGCGAAGCUGCGGACACAUGCGCCGCUCACGACUCUGUAAAUCUCGUCUCCAAUGAGCCGAGGAGCCGCUCACGGCGAAGAAAAGCUCGCUGAAAGAACCGCGGAGCGACCGAACCCUGUCCGUCCGGUUUGUCCUACAAAGGCGCUGGGGAGUUUGACAGCGGUAGGACGCGAGUGCGCAGGCCCGACGGUUCAACUGCCGGCGGAGGAAACUACAUGAGACGAUAAAAAGAAAGACUGUGUCGUUACCGUAGAGGACAAGAAGCUCCGCCAUGAGGAAGGACGUGAGGAUACUGCUCGUAGGGGAACCCAAAGUGGGGAAGACAUCCCUGAUUAUGUCUCUGGUCAGUGAAGAGUUUCCUGAUGAGGUUCCCCUCCGAGCUGAAGAAAUCACCAUCCCAGCAGACGUCACCCCAGAGAGGGUGCCCACACAUAUUGUGGACUACUCGGAAGCAGAACAGUCAGACGAGCAGCUGUAUCAAGAAAUAUCCAAGGCAAAUGUUAUUUGCAUAGUUUACUCCGUCAACAACAAGAAGUCCAUUGAAAAGGUGACAAGCCACUGGAUUCCCCUCAUAAAUGACAGAACGGAUAAAGAUAGCAGGGUACCAUUAAUCCUCGUGGGGAACAAGUCGGACCUGGUGGAACACAGCAGCAUGGAGACCAUCCUGCCAAUCAUGAAUCAAUACCAAGAUAUUGAGACCUGUGUAGAGUGCUCUGCCAAAAACUUGAAAAACAUCUCUGAGCUGUUUUAUUAUGCCCAGAAGGCCGUUCUCCACCCGACAGGACCCCUGUACUGCCCAGAGGAGAAGGAGCUGAAGUCCUCUUGCAUUAAGUCUUUAACUAGAAUCUUUAAAGUGUCUGACCUUGACAACGACGGAAUUCUCAAUGACAAUGAGCUCAACUUCUUCCAGAGAACAUGUUUCAAUACGCCACUGGCACCACAGGCCUUAGAGGAUGUAAAGAACGUUGUCAGGAGGAACAUGGGAGAUGGAGUCACGGACAAUGGACUCACACUCAAAGGCUUCCUGUUCCUGCACACCCUCUUCAUACAGCGAGGUCGACACGAAACCACCUGGACUGUGCUAAGACGGUUCGGUUAUGACGAUGACCUGGAACUCACCCAGGAAUACCUGUUCCCCAUGAUAAAGAUCCCUCCUGACUGCACCACUGAGCUGAAUCACAACGCUUACCUCUUCCUUCAGAGUGUGUUUGACAAGCACGACAAAGAUAGAGAUUGCGCGCUGUCGCCAGAGGAGGUGAAGGACUUGUUCAAAGUGUUUCCCUACAUGCCUUGGGGUCCGGAUGUCAACAACACUGUUUGCACUAACGAUCAGGGAUGGAUCACAUACCAGGGAUACCUCUCGCAGUGGACGUUAACAACGUAUCUAGAUGUACAGCGUAGUUUAGAGUAUUUAGGUUACCUGGGCUACUCCAUCAUCUAUGAACAGGAGUCCCAAGCAGCUGCUGUUACAGUGACACGUAACAAGCGCAUCGAUCUACAGAAGAAACAGACCCAGCGCAGCGUCUUCCGCUGCAACAUUUUGGGAGCGCGGGGUAGUGGGAAGAGCGGUUUCCUCCAAGCUUUCCUGGGCAAAAAUCUGCAGCAUCAGAGGCGGAUUAGAGAAGACCACAAGUCCCUCUACGCCAUCAGCACGACCUAUGUCUAUGGUCAGGAGAAGUACCUGCUGCUCCAUGAGGUGAUGCCAGAUUUUGACUUCCUGUCAGAGGAGGACUUAGCCUGUGACGUGGUCUGCCUGGUGUAUGACAUCAACAGCCCACACUCUUUUGAAUACUGUGCCAAAGUGUACAAGCAAUACUUCAUUGACAGCAAGACGCCAUGUGUGGUGAUCGCUGCCAAGUCAGAUCUGCACGAAAUACGGCAGCACUACAGCCUUUCACCGCACGAGUUCUGCCGUAAGCACAAGCUUCACCCACCCCAGCCGUUCACGUGCAACACGACCGAAGCACCCAUCAAAGACAUCUACACUAGACUCACAACCAUGGCCAUGUAUCCGCACAUGGCUCAGGCAGACCUGAAGAACUCCACCUUCUGGCUGAGAGCGAGCGUCGGUGCCACCGUGUUUGCCGUGCUGGGCUUCGCCAUGUACAGAGCUCUGCUCAAACAACGGUGAUCAGACGGCAUGACACAACCACUUCCUUCCCCAGGUCCCUCUGUUGACUUUGCUCGUCCCCUCCUCCCAGAAAGACUCUCAAAGACUUGACUAACCAACCGACCAGGCUCAUCGCCUCAACAUCCUCCCCACCAUCCUCGAACAAGAACAAAAAUCAUCGGUACAUUUUAUAUGCAAUUAAAAAUAGUUUGGGUUAUUUUUUUUGUUAACGUGGGGAUAAGGUGGACAGCAACAUUUGAAAUAUCCCUUGUCCAUGCUGACAGCCUGUGAUCUGUUUGACGAGUUCGGAUCAGAUCAGAUGUUUUUAGCUGAUUCAGCUUUGUUUCCCCUCAGGUCAGUAUUAUUAGUGAGACGGCUGGAGAGCAGAGAGAGAGGCAGCCAUACACAGAAACACCACAAAGGGACGUGAAUCUGUUUUUAGUUGUGUAUAUGCAGUAUAUCAUAUAUGUAUUCCUUAAACUAUUUUAGGAUCAGCCCCGUAGGCAGCGCCACAAGCCAGAAGAAACACGGUGUUAGUACGAACAGCGCUACAUCUAACACUUGAAAUGUCAUGGAUGUCAUGCACUUGUUUAUUUUGUGUGUUAAUUUAUUAACCUGUUUCUUUGUUUUCUUGUCUGUAUUAAGUGCAUGAGAUGGAGGGACUUACAUUUUCUAUGUAUUUUUGUAUUUAGUAUUAUCAAAGCUGUCCUCGUGGUUUAUCAUUUAUGACUUUGUUUUUAUUUUUUUCUGGUUUUCAAAUAGAGCUUUGUUCCUCAUAUUAUAUUUUUAUGAAUAUAGAGGCACCAUAGAGCAGGGGAUUAUGCUAUUAACAGCCAUUCAGCGCACCUCCUCCACCUUAAAACUACGGAAGUGUUUCUUGUCAUUCUCUUUUCCAAACAUUUACAAUGGAGAGUUCUAUCUGGCACAGCCGCACGUGUGUUUCUGGACGAAGCGACUGCUAAUUUAACAACAGGCAGGAAAAUAAAGUGGUUUUAAAUAUCUGUAAUAAAUGACAUUUACACCCUC
Molecule: messenger RNA, 3252 nt
Organism: Paralichthys olivaceus (Japanese flounder)
Lineage: Eukaryota; Metazoa; Chordata; Actinopteri; Pleuronectiformes; Paralichthyidae
Gene: rhot1a
Product: ras homolog family member T1a
Biological process (GO): small GTPase-mediated signal transduction; mitochondrion organization
Cellular component (GO): mitochondrial outer membrane
Molecular function (GO): calcium ion binding; GTPase activity; GTP binding
Source: RefSeq, a predicted model, not a curated record